GUUUUCCCCACCGUCGUCAAUUCCCCCUCCCUUCUUCUCUAAAUUGGGGAAUUCUUUACCCCCAUUUCCACCCUACGGUACAUCGACUUCUUCCCGCGUUUGGUCGCUUCCCCGUGAUCGCAAGACGAUCUCGUCCCUCUCGUAUUGGGGUUGAGGAGUCCCUGUCUCGUUUGGCCAAGUUUCUCAUCGAUUUUGGUGGCAUCAUAGGUGCAGAUCCUUUGCGUUCCGAUUCUGGGUCUGUGAUUCUAGAAUUUGGAGGUCGCAGCAGGAAUGGGAUCACGUGGGCGAUGACAGUUGCAGUGUAGGGGUUUGAUUCGGUGGUAAUUUGUGUGGUUUGGCUUUGGCGUCGAUGUCGAUUGUCGUAGAUCGUGGAAUUGCAAACCUUCUCUUGUGAUUACAGCUUUUAUUUGAAGCUGGUCAGUGGGUUAUAGUCGGAAAGGUUAUCAUGGAACAAGUCGUCGGGGGAAAGUUUAAGCUGGGGAGAAAGAUUGGAAGUGGAUCUUUUGGGGAGCUCUAUCUUGGUGUUAACAUACAGACCGGAGAGGAAGUGGGUGUCAAAUUGGAACCUGUUAAAACAAAGCAUCCUCAGCUGCAAUAUGAAUCAAAAUUGUACAUGCUUCUUCAGGGUGGAACUGGAAUCCCACAACUAAAGUGGUUUGGCGUUGAGGGAGACUAUAAUGCAAUGGUGAUCGACCUGCUUGGGCCAAGUUUGGAAGAUUUGUUUAACUACUGCAGUCAGAAGUUUUCCCUGAAAACAGUACUUAUGCUAGCUGACCAACUGAUUAGCCGAGUUGAGUACAUGCAUUCAAAAGGGUUUCUUCACCGUGACAUUAAACCAGACAAUUUUCUCAUGGGCUUAGGUCGUAAAGCUAACCAGGUUUAUAUUAUUGAUUAUGGCCUAGCAAAGAAGUACCGAGACCUUCAAACUCAUAAACACAUACCUUACAGAGAGAACAAAAAUCUAACUGGAACAGCACGGUAUGCCAGUGUUAACACCCAUAUUGGAGUUGAACAAAGCAGGAGAGAUGAUUUGGAGUCACUAGGCUAUGUGCUCAUGUACUUCUUAAGGGGGAGCCUUCCCUGGCAGGGCUUAAAAGCUGGCACCAAAAAGCAGAAAUAUGAUAGGAUUAGCGAAAAGAAAAUGCUUACUCCAGUCGAGGUGCUGUGCAAAUCCUAUCCAGCAGAGUUUAUUUCAUACUUCCACUACUGUCGAUCCUUAGGAUUUGAAGACAAACCAGAUUAUUCUUAUCUGAAGAGGCUUUUCCGUGAACUUUUCAUUCGAGAAGGUUAUCAGUUUGACUAUGUAUUUGACUGGACCAUGUUGAAGCAUCCUCAGAGUUCUGCGAAUCCCAGAACUCAUCAGCCCAGUGGAAGACCAACUGGAGGAGCUGGGUUAUCUCUGGAAAGGACAGAAAAGACUUCAGUGGGACAAGAAAUUCGUGACAGAUUCUCUGGUGCGGUCGAAGCUUUUGCUAGAAGAAAUGCUUUAGGUUCUGGUUAUCAUGGUGAACACUCUAGGAACAGAGCUUCAGAGGAUUUAUCUUUCUCAGCCAAAGAAACUGUUCUUGAUUCAGAUAAAUCACGUGCAUCCUCCUCCAGAAAUGGUAGCAUAUCCAGAAGAGCUGUUCCCUCAAACAGCAGGCUUAACUCCUCGACAGAUUUCAGCGAGCAACAUCUCAGCCGCACAAGCCAGGUUUCAAACAGCAGCGGCAGCAGCCGCACGCCAAUCAUGCAAAGGCUACAUCAAUCUGGGCCUGAACCAAGGUCUUCACCACUCGCCAGGCCUGCAGCUGGGCGGAGCUCUCAUGAUGCCCGCACUCUUCGAAGCAUGGAGUUUCUUUCCAUCAGUGCUGAGAGGAGGAAGUAAUCCACAAAAAGAAACCAGGUGAUGGGAAAAAGGCAGCCACUCUUUCAUGGUUCUUGUUCUUGCUGUGGCCUUCAUCAGCUCUUUCUGCUAACUUAUUGCACACAUGUUACGAUGGGCAUUGUUUAUUGUGACUGAAGAUUCGGUAAUCGUGACUUGGUUUUUAAGGUAUUCGAUGACAAUCCUCAGUCGAACUGCCAUUGUUAUUCAUUUCUCAUGAACAAAAAUAUGUUGGUGUCUCAUAGCAAAUGUGAAGGAUCUCUACUGACAUAUCUGCUGCUUCCUAUGAGACAAUUGAAAUAAAAAAAAAAUAGUGAAAAUCUUUUGAAACUCUGCUGAUUA
Molecule: messenger RNA, 2206 nt
Organism: Musa acuminata AAA Group (dessert banana)
Lineage: Eukaryota; Viridiplantae; Streptophyta; Magnoliopsida; Zingiberales; Musaceae
Product: casein kinase 1-like
Exons: 15
Coding region: 446-1867 (473 amino acids)
Biological process (GO): peptidyl-serine phosphorylation; endocytosis; signal transduction
Cellular component (GO): nucleus; cytoplasm
Molecular function (GO): ATP binding; protein serine/threonine kinase activity
Source: RefSeq, a predicted model, not a curated record